This is a messenger RNA of Cucurbita pepo subsp. pepo (vegetable marrow), 1968 nucleotides long. Its product is annotated as protein DETOXIFICATION 43. The record is from RefSeq and is a predicted model, not a curated record. Lineage: Eukaryota; Viridiplantae; Streptophyta; Magnoliopsida; Cucurbitales; Cucurbitaceae. Gene Ontology annotation, cellular component: membrane. Gene Ontology annotation, molecular function: antiporter activity; xenobiotic transmembrane transporter activity; citrate transmembrane transporter activity. Gene Ontology annotation, biological process: transmembrane transport.
GGUGCGUCAACUUCCAAAUCAUUCAAUUUCACUGCUAUUUUCAGACCUUGCUGCUGUUUCCUUCAACAUCCAAAACUUUUUAGCUUUUUAGCUUUUUAGAAUGUUUGCGCACUUGCAUAAAAUGAGUUAUCUAAAGCUUUCUGAUCUUGAAUUCUUGGUCCAGAAUUCAACAGCCUAGACCAUUUCAGUACUACAGCACUGGCAGAAUAGAACCAGAACCAGAACCAGAAUCUUAGUUUGACCACACAGGGGGGAAUUCAGUCGAAGAUGCCUGUUAAUGUUUUCUUCAAAGACGCAAGACGUGUUUUCAAGCUUGACACAAUCGGUCGGGAGAUACUGGGAAUUGCAUUCCCUGCUGCUCUAGCUGUUGCAGCUGAUCCUGUAGCUUCUCUUAUCGACACUGCUUUUGUUGGCCAUCUUGGACCCGUGGAACUUGCUGCAGUUGGAGUAUCCAUUGCUAUAUUCAAUCAAGCUUCAAGGAUUACCAUAUUCCCACUUGUAAGCAUUACAACUUCUUUCGUGGCCGAGGAAGAGACCAUUGGCAAGGCUGACAACAAAGCAGCAAGAGUUGAAAAGGGAAAGUGCUCAGCUGAUGAUAAUUCAGUGAAGGUUUAUGUGCCCGAAGAUCCUGAUCUAGAGAACGAUGAAAGACUUACAGCCAAACAAGACUCUGUCAACUUGAAUCAUGAACCAAGGAGUACUGCCACAACAGAACAAGUUGGAGAAAAAGAAAACAAGGAGAGCUCUUCAACGAAAGAGGGAAAAAAGGAAUUGGUUCCAGAUAAUGGUGCUCUUCAAGAAGAUCUGGAAAAAGAUUCAAGUACAAAUGUAAUCAAGGCUACCUCUGCCAAGUCCAAAAAGAAAGAGAAGAAGCAAAUUGCAUCAGCGUCAACAGCUCUGAUAUUUGGCUCAAUUCUGGGUCUCAUGCAAGCCAUAUUCCUUGUUUUCGGAGCCAAAUCUUUACUGAACCUAAUGGGUGUAAAAGAUAAUUCGCCCAUGUUAGUCCCUGCUCACAAGUAUUUAACACUAAGAUCAAUUGGUGCUCCUGCUGUUCUUCUGUCAUUGGCCAUGCAAGGGAUCUUUAGAGGGUUCAAGGAUACGAAAACUCCUCUUUACGUUAUUGUUUCGGGAUAUACUGUAAACAUCAUACUUGACCCCAUAUUCAUCUUUGUCUGCCGUUGGGGGGUCAAAGGUGCAGCUGCGGCUCAUGUUCUUUCUCAGUACUUUAUUGUGCUUGUUCUCUUCUGGAGACUUGUGCAAAAAGUCAAUCUCAUGCCUCCAAGUCUUAAAGAUUUGCAAUUCGGUCGAUUUCUUAAAAAUGGAGGUCUGUUGCUGGCAAGAGUUGUAGCAGUGACCUUCUGCGUGACUCUAGCAGCAUCACUAGCUGCAAGGCUGGGCCCAAAACCUAUGGCUGCAUUUCAAACUUGCUUGCAAGUCUGGAUGACAUCUUCUUUGUUAUCUGAUGGUUUAGCAGUUGCUGGACAGGCACUCCUAGCCAGUGCAUUUGCAGAAAAAGACUACGAAAAGACAACAGCAACAGCUACUAGAGUAUUGCAGAUGAGCUUUAUCCUAGGGGUUGGACUCGCUGUUUUCGUCGGAAUCGGGAUGUUCUUUGGAGCAGGAAUAUUUUCAAGAGACAUUCAAGUGCAGUACCUCAUACAUUUAGGAAUUCCGUUCAUCGCAGCUACACAGCCGAUAAACUCACUGGCGUUUGUUUUCGACGGAGUGAAUUUCGGAGCUUCUGAUUUCGCGUAUUCCGCAUACUCAUUGGUUCUGGUGGCGAUUGUGAGCGUUGUAUCACUGUUUCUUCUCUCCAAAAGCAAUGGCUUCAUCGGGAUUUGGACUGCUUUGACGAUCUACAUGCUUCUGCGUACUUUUGUUGGCAUCUGGAGGAUGGGCACGGGAACAGGACCUUGGCGUUACCUCAGAACCCAAAGGCUACCCUAAAUCAAACCGACCUCCACUUUA